AUGGCGCCCGGCGGAAAGCUGUGAAUGGAAUUUUACCUGUUUUGGACAACAGGAUUGAUUCAGCUGCCAGCCAUUGUGUGUCCUGAGGCAGGACAGCAACAAAACAAGGCUCUGCAGUUGCUGAUAGGGUAAUUCCCCAGGCUGGCAGGUGGCAACAGUGCUGUGCCUGGAUGUGGGCUUUACAAUGAGCAAUUCUUCCCCUGGUGAAGAGUCCUCACUUGAACAAGCCAAGAAGGUUAUGACAAAGUUUGUGCAACGACAGGUUUUUGCUGAGAGUAAAGAUGAGGUCGCUGUAGUUUUGUUUGGCACUCAUGGUACUAGGAAUGGUCUUGCCAGUGGGGACCAAUACCAAAACAUUACUGUACAUAGGUCACUAAUGCUGCCAGAUUUUGAUCUGCUGGAAGACAUUCAAGAUGUGAUUAAACCAGGCUCUGAACAAGCAGACUUUCUGGAUGCAAUUAUUGUGUGUAUGGACUUGCUUCAGAAGGAAACAAUAGGAAAGAAAUAUGAGAAGAGACACAUUGAACUGUUUACAGACCUUAAUAGUCCUGUCAGUGAGGAUCAGCUGGAAAUUAUCAUAGCUAACUUGAAGAAAACAGGAAUUUCACUUCAGUUCUUUCUGCCAUUUCAAGUGGGUAUUGAUGAUGGAAGUGGAGAUACAACUGCCAGUGUACAUUCUCAUAUGCACAGAAACUCAUUUCCAAUAAAGAGUUUAACUGAACAACAGAAACGGGGUAUUGAUGUGGUGAGGAAACUCAUGCAUACUUUGGAUGAAGAAGGAGGGCUGGAAGAAAUUUAUACUUUCAGAGAGAGUCUGGAACGUCUUUCAAUGUUUAAGAAAAUUGAAAGAAGGCCUAUGCCUUGGCCUUGCCAGCUCACUAUUGGUUCUAAUCUGUCCAUAAGGAUUGUGGCCUACAAAGCAGUCACAGAAGAGAAGGUGAAAAAAAUUUGGACAGUUGUGGAUGCUAAAACCCUUAGAAGAGAUGAUGUGCAGAAAGAAACUGUUUACUGCUUGAAUGAUGAUGAUGAGACAGAGGUUCCGAAAGAUGAUACUAUUCAAGGUUUUCGGUAUGGGAGCGAUAUAGUUCCUUUUUCCAAGGAAGAUGAAGAGCAAAUGAAAUACAAAACAGAAGGAAAAUGUUUUUCUGUUUUGGGAUUCACUAGAUCGUCUCAGAUCCAGAGGCAUUACUACAUGGGCAACCAGGUUCUGAAGGUCUUUGCAGCAAAAGGUGAUGAGAAUGCAGCAGUUGCUUUUUCUGCCCUUGUUCGUGCACUGGAUGAGUUGAAAGUGGUAGCUAUCGUGCGCUAUGCUUAUGAUAGAAGGAGCAACCCACAGAUUGGAGUAGCUUUUCCGUAUAUUAAGGAAGCAUAUGAGUGUCUCAUCUAUGUGCAACUACCCUACAUGGAAGACCUAAGACAGUACAUAUUUUCAUCCUUGAAAAACAAUAAAAAAUGCAUUCCUACAGUGGAUCAGUUGUCUGCUGUUGACUCAUUGAUUGAUUCUAUGAAUUUGGUUUAUGAAGAUGGAGAAACUUUUGAGGACCUGUUUAAGCCCAGCAAAAUCCCAAACCCUCACUUUCAGAGGUUAUAUCAGUGUUUGCAGCAUAAGGCUUUUCACCCUGACAAGCCACUGCCGCCAAUAGAGCAGCACCUUUUAGAGAUGCUGGAGAUGCCCUCUGUGGUAAAAGAAAGGUGUCAGGCUCCUCUGGAAAGAGUAAAAGCACUUUUUCCCCUGAAGGAAGUUGGCAAGAAAAAAGAAGAGAAGACUGCUCAAGACAUCUUCAAAGACAACAGCGAAGAUGAACCCCGCCUUAAGAAGCCAAAAACUGAAGAUGAGGAAGAGGGCUUUAGCAUCCUAAAACUUGCUGAAGGCAAUAUUACCUCUGUAGGAAGUGUUAACCCAGCAGAAGAUUUCCGAAUUCUGGUGAGGAAGAAAAACGCUGACUUCAAAGAUGUGAGUCAGCAGUUGAUAAACCGCAUUGAUCAGUUCCUGGAAAAUAAAGGUUCACAGUACUACAUGAAAGGGAUCGAUUGUAUCAGAGUUUUCAGAGAGGAGGCCAUGAAGCUGUCCAAGGUGCAGUGCUUUAAUGACUUUCUGCGGGCCCUGAAAUCAAAGCUGGAAGAUAAAGCCUUAGCUGAUUUCUGGGAGAUCAUGAUACAAGACAGAAUUUCUUUGAUCAGUAAAGAUGAAGCACAGGAAAGUUCAGUGACCAGCGAAGAGGCUCAAAAGUUCUUGGCUCCGAAAGAAAGUAAAAAUGAAACUCUGCCUCCCACAGAUGAAGGUGGUGAUGUUGAUGAUUUGUUGGACAUGAUGUGACUGGGUAAUAUAUGGUGACUAUACAACCAAAGUUUUGGAAGAGAUCUCCCUGUGAGAUGGGGCACAAAAAAAGAAGCUAACGAGAAGACAGUACAUCCAUCUUUAUUUUCUCAAAUGAGAGCAGAAAUCCCAGAAACACUUCCAGCUGGUAUAAAUAUCAUCUGACUUUUCAAAACUAGAAAAGAAGACUGAAAUGAAGUGUUUGGGAAGUAAUAAUAGCUUUAAGGCAUCUUUUUUUUUUUUUUUUUUUUUUAAGAACACUGAAUCUAGCUUGUCCUUGGUAUUGCUUUCAGCUAAACACUACUAAAUUUAAUGAGAAUCUGCUCUGGUGCCUGAAAUUCUUGUUACAUUGCCUGGGAAGGAAGACAGAAAUGUCACAGUGAGGUUACCAGGUCAUACUGAAUCUUUAGUGGAGGUAACCCCUUAGCAUUAUGGUUACAGAAAGGAAAAAGCCACUAUUUUCAUGCUUUUAAAGAAACCCCAACCAACCCAAAACAAAAACAAACGAACAAAAAACAAACUGGGGGGGGGGAACAGGAGGAAAUUCUAGGCCAGGGACUCACAAAGUAAUAGUUUGAAAUGCACAACAGAAUCUAAAGCACACAGCAGAGCCACGUGUGCUGAUUUUGCCACACUGUACCCAAAUCAGUAAUUAUGGUCAUCUCUAUAUUACAGGUUCUCUAUUCUGUCAGCUCAACAGCAACUCUAAGUCUGUCCCUUUCUGUUAUACUUUUUCCUGUUUCAUGUGCUGGGAUUUUUGAUUUGUUUAGACUUCUAAGUAGUACAGUUACUGCAGAUACACCUGGUACUAACUGUGCACUGACACCUGUGACAGAUAACUGAUAAUAGUUAACACUGGGAACCAGGAGAGCAAUCCAAAGUGGUCAAAUACUGCUUAGAAAGAGAUACUCAAAUUUGAUUACAGAUGAGAGAGACAGUAAUGACACCUUCACACAGGCUGGUUUGUUACAACCAGAUUAAUUCCAUUAUGAUAAAUGUAUAAACAUAGUGUAAAAAACAGUAUUAAGAUCAUAAAAAAGAAAAAAAUCAUGAUCUGUAAUUCCAAAAUGUUGUGGAAUAUCUGCACUUCAUACUGACCAACAGCUCCCCUGUGGGAAACAGCAGUUGCUUUUUGCCCCUACUUCCCUUGACAGCAGCCUGCUCUCCCCUCUCUUGCAUCCUGUCCCAGGUGAGUUCAUUGAAAGGGUUUCUCAAAUGCAGAUGGCUGGGAGUUAGUGAUCUUUGCAGAUCUUUAUAGCAUUUUAUAUUUCUCAACUGUAAAUAAGAAAUAUUUGAUCAGUGUUUUGAUUGUCUUUUAAGGCCAAUUUAUGGAGUACAGCAUGGACUGGUUUGUUUGGGGUUUUUUUUACACUUCAUUUUUGUUUGUUUGUUUGUUUAAUAAAAAUAUUUUAAAAAUUG
This is a messenger RNA of Manacus vitellinus (golden-collared manakin), 3736 nucleotides long. RefSeq names its product X-ray repair cross complementing 5 (gene XRCC5). Gene Ontology annotation, biological process: telomere maintenance; cellular response to X-ray; double-strand break repair via nonhomologous end joining. Gene Ontology annotation, molecular function: double-stranded DNA binding; DNA helicase activity; damaged DNA binding. The transcript is spliced from 22 exons. Lineage: Eukaryota; Metazoa; Chordata; Aves; Passeriformes; Pipridae. Gene Ontology annotation, cellular component: nucleus; Ku70:Ku80 complex. The record is from RefSeq and is a predicted model, not a curated record. The coding region runs from base 185 to 2317 and encodes 710 amino acids.